AUGCCUCGCAUUCCCAAGCAGGCGCAGACGGAGCACUCGACCACCUUCGAUCCAGACAAGUUCUUCGAGGACUGGAGUAAACAAGAGUCGCAAGCCUUCCUCUACCGCAAUGACUUUCGAAAGUUCGUCCUCAAUGCCUUUGGGCUGAAUUUCAGAGACGACUAUGUCUACAAGGCCACCGCCGAAGUGACCCUACUCCAAGCGCAGACAUACCUCGAAUUCGGCGCGCAGGGAGGUCUCCAUGCGUGGUAUAGGGAUGAAGCAGGAGAAGCAAGACCUUCACCUACCGCCUCCGACAUCGCCGCCUACACCGACAUCUUCAAAUCGACGACAAGCACCAGCAAGGCUUUGACUGCGCUUGCGUCGAAUGCGAAGAAAGACUCCGUUCGCGCUGAUGUCGCCAAACAUCUCCAGUCGCACUACGCCCCUCCCAACGCGUCGCGGAAUCUUGUGGUGAAUAAGUCCAAGAGUCAUGUCAAUCCAUACUUCGACGUCUGGGCGUGGUCGAAUCAGAAUCUAGAAUGGGGUGGUCCGGAAGAGAGGACCGUUCAUGUCAAGAUCAGUCAUGCGAUACUGCCUAUUCUGUAUCACCAUUUCGGAUGCGUGUGUCCGUCAUACGAAGCGUUGUCAUACAUACAGCAAGUGGCUCGAGGACGGACGAUCCUGGAUGUGGGCAGUGGGAAUGGAUACUGGACGUACAUGCUUCGGCGGUUUGAGAGCAGUCCGAAGAAGAAGCUGAAUGUGACGGCGAUUGACAAUGGCCAGAGCGAGUGGAGGACGUUGUGGAUUGGAGAUACUGUUGAGACGGAUGGGGAUAAGUGGUUGAAGCAGCACGAUGGUGGGAAGGAUGAUGUUCUGCUGCUGGUGUAUCCGGUUGUGGGUAAUGACUUCACGUCGAAGAUGUUGAAGGCUUACCGAGGUACAACGAUCAUCUCGGCUGGUGCACAGAACGCCAGCGGCUUCACUGCUUUCGCAAAAGAAACGAUCGCGGACUGGAUGGCAAGGGAAAUGCCGGACUGGGAGAAGGUCUUGCAAGUUCCGCUCCCGUCGUUUGCGGGCAAGGACGAGGCGCUGUUCAUCUUUGAGAGGAAGAGCGACGUCAAGUCUUGA
This is a messenger RNA of Zasmidium cellare ATCC 36951, 1110 nucleotides long. RefSeq lists its product as uncharacterized. Lineage: Eukaryota; Fungi; Ascomycota; Dothideomycetes; Mycosphaerellales; Mycosphaerellaceae. Bases 1 to 1110 code for a protein of 369 amino acids. The transcript has 3 exons. The record is from RefSeq and is a predicted model, not a curated record.